Serendipita indica DSM 11827 is the source of this 957-nucleotide messenger RNA. The record is from the annotation of a GenBank genome assembly. NCBI's taxonomy places the organism in Eukaryota, Fungi, Basidiomycota, Agaricomycetes, Sebacinales, Serendipitaceae.
AUGCAGUUUGAUUCAGGCAAUCGUAUGACCGGCUACACUUUGGGUGCCGACAUCCGGCCAAACAUUACUAAAGGCGAGGGCCUCUCUGAGGGACGACUCCACUCAGACGGCUUCUUGGAUCUCUCCACGUCCGACCAAAGGACAAGACCUAUCUCCACAUCGUCCUCCACGUUCCCCGCACUCUCCUCAAUGUCUGCGACGCUGCCGCUCAAGAAUGCUCGACUCGUCUCGCUCGCCCUCGCUUGGUGCUUUGGCGUCAUCGGCGGGUCUGUAGGCAUCAACUCGAUUGUAAAACGAAACCAGCAAGUAGCAGAUUUGAAGCGACUGGUGGCUCCUAUCCGUCUCUGGGUCGAUACAUUUGACCUCAUCAACUCUGGGAUCGUGCUAGCCGUGCGUCGGCUGCGGGUUCUAUCCGUCGUGUGCAGCAUCUGGAUUGGUCUCAUUCUCCUUGAUUCACGCAAGCGAACGACUGAGGGGACCCAUAUCAGUCGCGCACCCCUCUCGACGCGAUUGCUCAAGUUUGAGUGGAUCUCACUCGCCUUUAUGGACAUUUGGAUCCUUGCGUGCGCUAUUCCAGUCACGUACAUUGGUCGCACUGGUAAUGCACACGUACGUGCGUUCCUCGCCAACAAUGAGCUUGCACCGUCCGUCGUUGCGGCCACCCAGUCGCGUCUAGGCGUGAAAUCAGAUUACUGGCAUAAUUACUCUGUCAAACUCCAAGUCAUCCCACCCUGGUUCACGCUCCUCUUUGGCGUCAUCGCUGCGGCCAUCUCGUUUACUGCUGCCCGCAAGGCCCAUACGAUCUCUGACAGGUACAACACCGGAGAGUCGCCCAUCACCGGAGACUCUCCCACCACCGCUGAUGAAAAGGCCGUCGAGCACCAUGAUCACGCCGAGUCCGGACGUCCAGCAGACAGCCCCAUCGACGCGGUCACUGAGAAAAGGGAAACGGUCUGA